AUGGCUAGCGGAAAACUUGAAAGUCACGGACGACAUAGAGGACGACGACGGAAAUCGGCGAGAGGGAAGACUAGGCGGGAGAGUGUCAGCGGGGGGAUUAUGGGCUCUAUGGACAUUGAUGUCAACCUGCGCUCGGAGCUCAGUGAUGAUACAGAGACCGAGGCUGAGGCUGAGGAUCAGACAAGGAAGGCGCAACAAGACACCGCUGCUGUCCAAGAACAGGCCAUCAAUAUCGUUAGGAAUCUUUCGGAAGACGAAAAUGGAAUAGACAUCGAUAUUUGA
Messenger RNA from Marasmius oreades (fairy-ring Marasmius), 282 nucleotides. RefSeq lists its product as uncharacterized. The record is from RefSeq and is a predicted model, not a curated record. The transcript has a single exon. Lineage: Eukaryota; Fungi; Basidiomycota; Agaricomycetes; Agaricales; Marasmiaceae. Bases 1 to 282 code for a protein of 93 amino acids.